Messenger RNA from Vollenhovia emeryi, 1425 nucleotides. Its product is annotated as omega-amidase NIT2. The record is from RefSeq and is a predicted model, not a curated record. The coding region runs from base 91 to 966 and encodes 291 amino acids. Gene Ontology annotation, molecular function: omega-amidase activity. The transcript is spliced from 6 exons. Lineage: Eukaryota; Metazoa; Arthropoda; Insecta; Hymenoptera; Formicidae. Gene Ontology annotation, cellular component: mitochondrion. Gene Ontology annotation, biological process: oxaloacetate metabolic process; L-glutamine metabolic process.
GACAUUUCAUGAUAUCUACGUCAUACGUAGAGUAGAUAACACUUGUGGUUUUUACGUCAUAGAGAUAAACAGGUGAUGACUUAACCUGUCAUGUUGCGGGCAAGUGUCUCGUGGCACGGAAUAAGAAGAAUGACUACCCUACGUCUCGCGUUGGUCCAGCUGUCCGUCGGCGAUGACAAGGCAACGAACGUCUCGCGAGCCGUCUCUUUUAUCGAGCGUGCGAAACAGGACCGAGCCGAUAUCGUGACGCUGCCCGAGUCUUUCAACUCGCCAUACGGAACGUCUCACUUUGCGAAAUAUGCCGAGAGCAUUCCGGACGGCGAGACGAGCGCGGCGUUGUCCGAGGCGGCGAGAAAGAAUAAUGUCUAUGUGAUCGCUGGCACGAUAAUGGAGAGAAGCAACGACAAGUUGUACAACACCUGCACGGUAUGGGGACCGGAUGGAAAACUCGUAGCCAAGCACAGAAAGAUGCAUUUGUUCGAUAUUGACGUUAAAGGGAAAGUGACUUUUCGCGAAAGUGACGUCCUAUCCGCUGGCAAUACCCUUACCACCUUUCAAGCGAAAGGUUGCAAAAUCGGCAUUGGUAUUUGCUAUGAUAUCAGAUUUGAAGAAAUGGCACGACUCUAUAGAAACCAAGGUUGUCAGAUGUUGAUAUAUCCGGCGGCAUUCACCAUGACCACUGGCCCGCUGCAUUGGUCGCUUCUGCAGCGUGCCAGAGCAACUGACAAUCAAUUAUACGUAGCCAGCGUAUCACCGGCACGUGGCUCACCGCCUGGAUACGUCGCUUGGGGGCAUACCCAGUUAACCAAUCCUUGGGGAGAAAUACUUGAAGAGUUGGAUGCUGCCGAGGAUAUGGUGGUCUCCGAUAUAGAUCUGGCAGUCGUGGAUCAAGUCAGAGCUCAAAUCCCGACGUUCGAUCAACGUCGUACUGAUCUGUAUGACACCAUUUGGAAGAAGGGAAAUUAGCAAGACGCUUAUGUCAUUAAGUAAUUUCGCACGUGUUAUCAUGAGCAAUCCUAUCGUCAUCAACUGUUAUUAUAGAAAAGAGAGCUUCAAAUUUCACAUUCAAACACAUUCAAACUUGGUAGAUAAAUAUAUUUUGUCAAAUGUAUAUCUACACGUGUGAUACGAUAUUGUAAAUCUAAUUAUUCUCAUCGGUAUCAAUUUCGUAUCUUUUGAUAUACCUACCAAUUUCGUCUUAUCGUUAAAUCGUUAUUUCAUCAACUUGUUGCUUCAGGGAAGAUUAGAGAAAUUUCCGUUCAAAGAGACAAUAUAUCGAGUCUGUUUAGUAUUUUGAAUUUUAUUGUAAUUUCAUAUAUGUAGAUUUUGAAUCAUCACUCACACAUAAAAGGCCCCUGGAUCAUUAUAUGACAUUGUUAUGUCGAAAGUACGUAUUGCAGUAAAAUUACAUCGAUAUAUUACACA